AUGAAAAAAAACACACCUUUACGAAAAAAUGGUAGCAAUGUCAAAUCUGAAAACUGGACGAAAUGUGAUAUCAAAUUUGAGAAUGAAUUUGAAAAUGUUAAAUUUGAAGAUUUGUCAGAAAGUAAUGAUGAAUUUGAAAAUUUUUGGGGAAGUAAUGAAUUCGAUAAUGGAACUUUCACUAAAAGAUCAUAUAAAUGUGGAAAUUGUGGCCAAGAAGGGCAUAAUCGACGUACCUGUGAUCGUAUCACUACACCACUACCAACUUCUCCAAUACACAACG
Messenger RNA from Racocetra persica, 280 nucleotides. Lineage: Eukaryota; Fungi; Glomeromycota; Glomeromycetes; Diversisporales; Gigasporaceae. The record is from the annotation of a GenBank genome assembly.